Punica granatum (pomegranate) is the source of this 1792-nucleotide messenger RNA. The record is from RefSeq and is a predicted model, not a curated record. NCBI's taxonomy places the organism in Eukaryota, Viridiplantae, Streptophyta, Magnoliopsida, Myrtales, Lythraceae.
UUCUUCUUCGUCCCCGGUCUCGCUCCCUGCUCUCGGCGAGCUCACUGAAACUGAGGGAGGGCGAGGCAGAUGGAAAUGGGAAGCCCGAAGAACAAGCCGAGGACGAUGCUGCACCACCAAGCUCCCUGCACCCGCGCCCACCAGGUCGGCGCCCUCCUCCUCGUCGCCGGCACCUACUUCCUCACCCGUCUCCUCGACGGCUUCCUCGCUUCCUGCCCAAUCGCCGACCAGACCGGACCACCCGGUCACCUUGUCCGUCUCACCGACGGCGGAUCCCUCUUCUGGCCCUCCUCGGGGUACGGGGCCCAGCUGUCCCUUAAAGUCUACGUCUACGAGGAGGACGAGAUCGACGGCCUGAGGGAGCUGAUGCGCGGCAGGGAGGGCAAGAUCACCGCCGAUGCCUGCGUCAAGGGCCAGUGGGGCACUCAGGUUAAAAUACAUAGGAUGUUACUGAAAUCGAGAUUUCGGACAUGGAGGAAAGAGGAGGCAGAUUUCUUCUUUGUCCCAUCUUAUGUGAAGUGUGUUCGGAUGAUGGGAGGCCUAAAUGAUAAAGAGAUCAAUCAGACCUACGUGAAGAUUUUAAGUCAGAUGCCUUAUUUUAGGCUUUCAGGUGGCCGCAACCACAUAUUUGUCUUUCCAAGUGGUGCGGGAGCUCACUUGUUUAGGUCUUGGGCAACUUACCUGAACCGGUCCGUUAUUCUCACUCCUGAGGGGGAUCGAACAGACAAGCGAGAUGCUAGUGCUUUCAAUACUUGGAAGGAUAUCAUCAUUCCUGGCAAUGUUGAUGAUGCAAUGACCAGAGAUGGGUUUUCAUUGGUCCAGCCCUUGCCUCUAUCAAAGAGAAGAUAUUUGGCUAACUUCUUAGGCCGUGCCCAGAACAAGGUUGGCCGUCUUCAUCUGAUCGAGCUCGCAAAGCAAUUUCCUGAUAAGUUGGAAUCUCCAGAACUGAAGUUCAGCGGCCCUGAAAAACUGGGGAAGAAAGAAUAUUUUGAGCACUUGCGAAAUGCCAAGUUCUGUCUUGCUCCUCGGGGAGAAUCAUCCUGGACCCUUCGCUUCUACGAGUCGUUCUUUGUGGAAUGCGUCCCCGUACUUCUGUCAGAUCAAGUAGAGUUACCCUUUCAGAAUGUUAUUGACUACAAACAAGUAUCCAUCAAGUGGCCAUCUACUCGAAUAGGUCCAGAACUAUUGGGAUACCUGGAGUCAAUUCCAGAUGAUGUUAUAGAGAGGAUGAUAGAUCAUGGGCGGAGAAUAAGGUGUUUGUGGGUCUACACUUCCGAGUCAAGGAGCUGCUCGGCUAUGAGUGGAAUCCUGUGGGAGCUUCAGAGGAAAACGAGGUACUUUCACCAGUCAACUGAGACAUUUUGGCUGCACAAUGGAUCUGUUGUUAAUCGUAACUUGGUUGAGUUCUCCCAAUGGACGCCUCCCAUGCCUUUACCUUAGUUUACGCUCAUCGCAUGAGAAGCCUAUAAUUUGUGAAUUAUGUUUCCAUUGGCUGGGACAAAGUCCGGGUCCUUAUCAAAUGUUGUGGCCCCGAGAUUUAUUGAGAAUUCCUCAUUUUAGAAUGGCUUGAGUGGCCUGUAGAAUAUGCAGAGUUUGUUAUCUCUGAGCUAGCUUCUGUAUCUUACAGACUAUGGCCUUGGGCACUUUCUCGUUAAUCGUAUAGCUGAUUUGUAUUGAUUGAUUCUUUUUGCCUUCCUUAGGCAGUUUAACCUGAUUAGGUUUACCAUUGCAAUUGUAUCUGGAUCCUUUAUUGCCCUAUUACGUGGCUAUUACUUUUGAGAUUCGAGGGUUG